GAGGUAUCUUGCUAAUUAUCAGUAAAGUAACGAACUUCACCAUUAAUUUACCCGCCCAUCCAACGAAAUGUAUUUGCCCAUGUUUGUAUAGCGAAUGUCAUAAACAGUAACGUUGUUAAACAAACUACCCCCAAACCUUAAACAAAUAUUGAAUUUCAUACCGUCUGCUAGUGGCCGGUGACUUUUAGUGGUUUAAUUACCACCGAGAAUUAGUUGCAGUACAAAAGAACGCUGUUUAAUAUUUCCGCUUCAGCAGUCAUGCAUGUUUUGCAAUGCUAGUUAGUUUUUAGUUUAGUAUAGGCUACGGCGUAGAUUGAAUACUAUGGCAGCAACGAAACGGGUUGUUCUCGUAACAGGAAGUUCUACUGGAAUUGGGGCUGAGAUUGCUAAAGGAUUUGCAAAGGAAGGGGCCUCAUUGUGCAUCACUGGGUUACCAUCCCAGAAAGAUUAAUUGGCAGAAGUUGCGAAAGUUUGCAAAGAUAAUGGAUCUCCGCAUGUAUUGGAAGUAGCAGCUGAUCUAAGAAAACAAGAAGAUAUGGAUUUGUUGAUGAAUGAAACGAUCAAGAUGUUUGGACAACUUGAUGUCUUGGUUAACAACGCAGGAAUCUUGGUAUACUACGAUAUAGAUACGUACACCGGUGAGGACUUUGACAAAAUAUUCAGCGUUAAUGUUAAAGCGCCGACUUAUCUAACCAAGCUUGCUAAGCCUCAUCUUAGCAAAACCAAAGGCAAUAUUGUCAACAUGUGUAGCAUGGUUCGUGAAUGGUAUGUAAAACCUUUGCUUCUGUACGGCAUGACUAAAGCCUCUACUGCCUAUCUAACAAAAUCUACAGCUGCAGACUUUGCCGAGAAUGGAAUCAGGUGUAACGCCGUGUGUCCUGCUGUAAUUGCUGAAACAGAGAUAUUUAAUGGAAUUGUCUCCGAAGAAAUACAACAAUUUUACUACAAAGACGGGGUCACCAAACUACAUGGUCGAGUAACAACUAAAAGUGAAGUUUCAGACCUCAUAAGGUUCCUUGCUUCAGAUAAGGCGACCAUGAUCACUGGAGAGUUGAUUACUAUUGACGGUGGAAAGAUGGUCUUAAUGACGAGUUAAUGAUCAUGUUCAUAAUUUAUUUUAAUCAAAUGUAGUUAGGUGGGGAAGAUGGGGAUCUUUUAUUCUGUUUUCUCGUCCCGUUCGGUGUUAAAAAACACAUUUCAAAAAAUAUGAAACUGAAUCCUCACGACUCCAAUUAACGGUUGUUGGUUGUUUAAAACACGAUCAGUAUUAGUGAACUUGAUGUGCCAAACGUGUCUCGUUUCCUCCCAACCCACAAUAUAUAUGUAUAUUGCAUUUUCUUGAUUUGUAAU
Messenger RNA from Ciona intestinalis (vase tunicate), 1350 nucleotides. Its product is annotated as putative oxidoreductase TM_0325. Lineage: Eukaryota; Metazoa; Chordata; Ascidiacea; Phlebobranchia; Cionidae. The record is from RefSeq and is a predicted model, not a curated record. Gene Ontology annotation, molecular function: oxidoreductase activity.